ACUCAUACACCGAUCCCAUGGUAAAGAGAAGGGCUUUAGUUUAGAUUUUUCUACGUUGCACUUUCGAUUUGAUUACAAUGUCAUUUGAUUCAGAGGACGCACGAGAGAAAACCAGACCUUAGACUCUGAGCAGGGCCAGACUACGGUAGUUGGAGGGUUUUGGUUUAAUCGUCGGUGAUGGCUAUUCUGACAGAUGCAAAUAAUUGCUUUGCGUUUGACCUCUACCUGAAGCUCUGUGAAGAGACAAGAACUGAGAAUAUUUUCUUUUCUCCAUUAAGUAUAUCAACAGCUCUGGCUAUGGUGUUCGUUGGUGCUAAAGGCAACACUAACAAGCAGAUGGCUGAGGUGCUGCAUUUUGGUGGCAUUGGAAAUGUUUGUGCUGGAUUCCAGAAGUUGCAAUCAGAUAUGAAGAAUCUCAACACUGCCAAUCUGCUGAAGGUGGCAAAUGGCCUGUACAGAGAUAAAAGCUCCGACUUGCACUGUGAGUAUCUCGAAUCCAUGUCAAAGUCCUAUCAAGCAGAACUUGCUUCCAUUGAUUUUGCAGAAAGAUCAGAAGAGGCCAGAGUCCACAUCAACGCAUGGGUGGAACGGCAGACAGAGGGCAAGAUCCAGAACUUGUUAGCUGAAGGGUCAGUUGAUGCAGAUUCAAAGCUCGUUCUCGUGAAUGCCAUCUACUUCAAAGGAAAUUGGGAGAAGAAAUUCGAUGAAGAUAAUACCGAGGAGAGGCCAUUCAUUGUCACCGAGAAUGAAUCUAAACCGGUGAAAAUGAUGUGUCAGAAAGGAACAUUUAACACAGCGUACAUUGAAGAGGUUGCAACCAAUAUCCUGGAACUGCCUUAUACUCAGGAUGAGCUGAGUAUGAUCAUCCUGUUACCUGAUGAAAUUGGUGGAUUGGAAAAGCUGCGGAAGAGUCUGACAUACAACAAGCUGUCGAAAUGGACCAGCGUGAAAAAUCUGGAUCCUUCAGAAGUAUUUGUCAGCCUGCCCAGAUUCAACCUGGAAGGAAGCUACGACCUCAGGGCUACACUUGCCACCAUGGGAAUGUCAGAGGCCUUCGAUAGGAGGAGCGCCGAUUUCUCAGGAAUGACAGGGACACCUGACCUGUGUUUGUCCAGUGUUAUUCACAAGUCAUUUGUGGAAGUGAAUGAAGAAGGAAGCGAAGCAGCAGCCAGCACAGAGGCGACCCUGUCAUUUCGGUGUUUCAGCUCAACAGACGAAUUUAUAGCGGAUCAUCCUUUCCUAUUCUACAUCAGGCACAAUAAAACUCAAAGCAUCUUAUUUUUGGGCCAGUUCUCAUCACCUUAGCCAGAACUUUUACUUGUCCCCCUUAUAAGCAUAACUAUCUGCUUUAAUGUCCCAAGCAUCAGCAUCUGACACUGACACGGGAUGUUGAAUCAUUAUCAUCUCUAAACCACCAAUAAAGUCAUUAACAUUUCUCUA
This is a messenger RNA of Stegostoma tigrinum, 1440 nucleotides long. RefSeq names its product serpin B6-like. The transcript is spliced from 7 exons. Gene Ontology annotation, biological process: negative regulation of endopeptidase activity. The record is from RefSeq and is a predicted model, not a curated record. The coding region runs from base 178 to 1305 and encodes 375 amino acids. Gene Ontology annotation, molecular function: serine-type endopeptidase inhibitor activity. NCBI's taxonomy places the organism in Eukaryota, Metazoa, Chordata, Chondrichthyes, Orectolobiformes, Stegostomatidae.